AUGUCUGUUCCUGCUCCUACUUUGGCUGAUAGCACUGCGCCCGCGCCCGGUGAGGGCACUGUCCCUGUGACGGAAACGCACACCGAGUCGAAGCACCGUUUCAACGUCUUUGGCUCUCGUGGCGGCCAACACCAUCACCACACCACGCAUCUGCUGCACCACCUAGGUGCAGAGCACCAAGUAAUUGUGGACCCGAAGCUCUUUGGCUUCGGCCCACUAAGCCAGGUGACCGAGGGAAACGGCGAGAGUCUCCACCGUCCUUUCCCUGGUGAACUCCAGCCUGGUCUCUUCCGCAGUGUCCAGCGCCGUCGCCUCGCGAACCCCUCGCCGAUGGGUCUCAUGGCCCUCGGCUCGUCCAUGUUCAUUCUCUCUAUUCUCUGCAUGGGUACGCUGAGCCUUACAAGCUUGGCUUCGCUCAUUGCCGUUGGUUUCGGUCUCGGUGGUCUGAUUAUGAUUCUGUCCUCGAUGUGGGAGAUGGCUGUGGGUAACACCUUCGGUGCGACUGUCAUGGCGACGUACGGUGGUUUCUGGAUCUCGUAUGCCAUUAUCCAGACGCCUGGUGGCUUCCACAUUGUCGACACGAUCUCCAAGGCCGACGGCGUGCCUGGCGCGCUGGACAACUUGGGUCUGUUCUUUAUGGUCUGGUUCGUCGUGACAUUCAUCUUCUUCAUGUGCACGCUUCGCUCGACUGUGAUGCUCUGCUUGAUGUUCUUCCUCCUUGACAUCGGCUACCUGCUCGUGGGUUGUGCGUACCUGCGUAACCACCACAACGGUAUCGGCCCUCAUCUCGGUCUUCUCCGUGCCGGUGGUGCAUUCUGCGUGCUGGGUGCCAUCAAUGCGUGGUACAACGCGUACGUCGGCAUGAUUGACAACACGAACUCGUUCUUCCUCGUGCCUGAGAUGUACUUCCCGUGGACGGCCGCUGCCCGCCAGCCACGCGAGACGGCAGAGGAAUUGGAGAUGGCCUAA
Messenger RNA from Malassezia pachydermatis, 969 nucleotides. RefSeq names its product gpr fun34 family protein. Lineage: Eukaryota; Fungi; Basidiomycota; Malasseziomycetes; Malasseziales; Malasseziaceae. The record is from RefSeq and is a predicted model, not a curated record. The coding region runs from base 1 to 969 and encodes 322 amino acids. Gene Ontology annotation, molecular function: acetate transmembrane transporter activity. Gene Ontology annotation, cellular component: plasma membrane. The transcript has a single exon.